Knipowitschia caucasica is the source of this 408-nucleotide messenger RNA. Lineage: Eukaryota; Metazoa; Chordata; Actinopteri; Gobiiformes; Gobiidae. The record is from the annotation of a GenBank genome assembly.
AUGUACCACUGUAAGUACCACCGUAAGUACCACCGUAAGUACCACCGUAAGUACCACCGUAAGUACCACCGUAAGUACCACCGUAAGUACCACCGUAAGUACCCCCGUAAGUACCCCCGUAAGUACCACCGUAAGUACCACCGUAAGUACCACCGUAAGUACCACCGUAAGUACCACCGUAAGUACCACCGUAAGUACCACCGUAAGUACCACCGUAAGUACCACCGUAAGUACCACCGUAAGUACCACCGUAAGUACCACCGUAAGUACCGCCGUAAGUACCACCGUAAGUACCACCGUAAGUACCACCGUAAGUACCACCGUAAGUACCACCGUAAGUACCACCGUAAGUACCACCGUAAGUACCACCGUAAGUACCACUGUAAGUACCUAGAAGUACCACCGUAA